Messenger RNA from Lindgomyces ingoldianus, 1418 nucleotides. Its product is annotated as beta-lactamase/transpeptidase-like protein. The transcript is spliced from 3 exons. The record is from RefSeq and is a predicted model, not a curated record. NCBI's taxonomy places the organism in Eukaryota, Fungi, Ascomycota, Dothideomycetes, Pleosporales, Lindgomycetaceae. Bases 112 to 1329 code for a protein of 405 amino acids.
AAACCCUAUCUUGGGUCUCACUUCUAACCCUUUCAAUUUAGCAAUAUUCAGACGGGCUCGAGCUGAGCAGUGACGAAAACGAGCCUACUUUUUAUAGCACUGCAUUGAGUCAUGGAAGACCUUGAGCAGGUUAUCAAGAAAGCGUGUGAGGAUCUUGACAUCCCGGGCUGUGUCUUACAAGCUGUCAAUCGUGAUGGUUCCUUCAAGUAUGCGAAGACCUUCGGUAAACGCUCCAUCCAACCCGGUGGAGACCAAUCUCCCUUGCAAUUGAACAGCGUUAUGUGGAUUGCCUCAUGCACCAAGCUUAUGACUUCAAUUUGUGCCAUGCAACUUGUCGAACGUGGUCUGCUCUCCCUGGAUGGACCCAUCUACGACAUCAUCCCCGAACUCAGGGACCAGCCCGUACUCACUGGAUUUGAUGACACUGGUAAACCAAUUGAAGUCCCACACAAGAAUCCCAUCUCUUUGAAAUUACUCUUGACACAUUCAAGCGGGCUGACCUAUGACUCCAUGCAUCCACUUGCAGCUGGAUGGCUGAAAUACCACAAUCUCGUCCCAGCAACGGAUUCUAAACUCCUAACCCGGUUUGGCCGGUUACCCCUCGUGUUUGAACCUGGAACGAGUUGGGCCUACGGACCUGGUAUCGACUAUGCCGGGCUACUCGUUGAGCGUGUUUCAAAGAUGUCAUUACAGGAUUACAUGAAGAAGCACCUUUGGGAGCCGCUUGGGGUUAGGAACAUGACCUUCUUCCUAGCCUCUCGUCCAGAUCUGAAGGCUCACAUGGCAGACAUGAACAAGCGCGACCCUGAGUCCGGGAAAAUCGUCUACACCAACGAAAGGCAGCCAUAUCAAGAUGGGGAAAAGAACGAAGUGGAAGAUUGCAUGGGUGGACAGGGCGUUUUCUCUUCCGCUGAAGAGUACAUCAAGAUUCUCCAGGGCGUACUAGCUACCGACGAGAAUGAGAAGAUCCUAAAGAAGGAGACGGUUGAACUUUUGUUCACUCCAUAUCUCAGCAAGGGAGGUUCUGAUACCUUGAACGCGUUCAUGCAGAACGCGGAAGCCAAUAAUGCAAUGGGUGGUAUAUCACAAGAAGUGAGGAAAGAUUAUGCGUUAGGAGGCUUGUUUUUGUGCGGCGAUGCGCCUGGAGGAAAGGGAAUGAAGGAGGGGACGUUGAUGUGGGGUGGGGUGCCGAACCUGAUCUGGUUCUGCGACCGUAAGACGGGACUUGCUGGUCUAUAUGCAGGCCAAGUUGUUCCACCUGGGGAUGCUAAGUGUGCGGGCUUUACCCGAAUGUUUGAAGAUGCAAUGUAUGAGAGAUACAAAAGCUAAAAAUUCAAAUGUGCGGGUCUGUUCACGGAGGAAUGGGCUGGAUAGGUUGCACAAAAGGUAGGAUAGAGUUUCCUUGGAGGAGGUCUCGG